UCUCGCCCAAGAUUUAAGGUGAGAUAUCGAUACACUAGGCGCACCUAUAAUGGGACGACUAGCGUUUCACACAGAAGGAGGGAGGUGAAAUACAGUACUUUAGUUAUUAAGUUUCUGAUGAACUGGUAAUUGGUUAUCUAUUUCUUAUCAAACAAGACAAUAAUCUUCACUCAACAAAAAAGACAAAAGUCCACUGAAAUGAUCUGAGCAAGAUUAAUCUCCAGCAGGCAGAUAGAGAAUGACAAACAACAGGCCGGUCGCGCUUGGGGUUUUGUCAGGAUUAGUUAUUAUAGGAGGGAUAGUUUUUGCUGUUCUCAUGGCUGUGAUAUUUGACACGCUGAAUGAACAAACUCUGAGGAAUAAUGAUGGCCUGUAUGCUUUCCCGUUUUGGAGUUUUGGGUUUUUGUACAUAAUUCCUGGGAUUCUUGGCUCUAUAGCUGCCUGUGUCCACAACGUAUGUAUGUAUAUUGUAGCUUUGAUUUUUGGCCUGCUAUUUUUGAUUGCAAUGGGCGGUGUUAGUUUCUUCUUUGGAGUUCCAAUGUAUUUGAUCAUAGCAGCCGACCAAGUUUUUCAAUCUAACUGCAGGUUUGAUUAUUUGAAUUAUCAGACUUGUGAGAACUCUCCUGAACUCCGCCCCAUGUUUAUUGCUACGUGCGUGAUAGACGUCCUUAGCGGGAUUGUUUUGUUCUGUGUCUUUAUCCAAUGCUGCUACUACACCUGUUGUGCGAAGGACGUGAUUACAUCUGGCGUUGCUAUACAGUCAGGACCCCAGACGAAUAUUUCUGUCAGUCAAACUUCACAGCAACAAAAUGCUCAGUUAAAUCCCUACCCCGUGAACACGGUACAACCAUAUGGCGCCCCAUAUUACGGGCAAAACUGGUACGGCGCUCCUUAUGGGCAAAAUGUAUACAGCACCCCACCAGAUUGGCAAAAAUAUUACGGCGCCCCUAACAGGCAAAACGCAUCAGGCACCCCUGACGGGCAGAAUAACCGCAGCGGCUACCAACAAAACGCCCCAUCUACAGACACCGCCUCACCCGUUGAGAUGCAACCACUUCAAGACGUCAGUGAAAGCAAUAAGUAACUUUGUUACAGGAGGGGAUGGAGAGAGAAUUAGAGAGAUAAAUAGAGAGAAUAUGAGAGAACGAGAGAUAAGAAUAUAAUAUUGUAGUUUUGAUGUUUUCUAUUGCACGGUCACUUUAUUAAAGCAGCCAACAUUAUAAAGUAUAUAAAUAAUUAUCUUUUUCACUUCGUAUUUCUUACUCUGUUAAUUGUUGUGAAGUAUGAAUCACAUCAUCUUUUUUUAUUC
Physella acuta is the source of this 1309-nucleotide messenger RNA. RefSeq lists its product as uncharacterized. NCBI's taxonomy places the organism in Eukaryota, Metazoa, Mollusca, Gastropoda, Physidae. The record is from RefSeq and is a predicted model, not a curated record.